Messenger RNA from Tuber aestivum (summer truffle), 1578 nucleotides. The record is from the annotation of a GenBank genome assembly. NCBI's taxonomy places the organism in Eukaryota, Fungi, Ascomycota, Pezizomycetes, Pezizales, Tuberaceae.
AUGUAUUGGUACCGCAGGUACCGCACGUUCCGCGGAGUAAGUAUCCUCCUAUCCCCUUCUCACUUUUUCCAAUUAUCAUACCCAGCCAAGUAACACCGCCCAGACGACCCCCGUGGUCCGCCGUGGUACCCCACGGCCCGCAACGGCCGCCAGAACCCUCCCUGACGAUCCCAUCGAACUGCCCGUCUUGCCACCCGCUCCCGCCUACCACCCGACCCAAAACGCCUCCGAAAACUGCCCACCCCCACCCCCACCCCCACCCCCACCCCCGCCCCAAUACUCUUACCUCGACCACAACCGUGACGCUGCCGACAUUGCGAAUACCGAAUUUGUCCUCAUAGAAUUCCUCAGCGGGGGCCCCCCCGAGGAGCCGCGCGAGCGGAAUGAGAGUGACAAAAAGUUUUACAUGAUUAGGAACCGCUGGGCGUGUACAUCACUCCUUCUUGUGAUCGUGAUCUUCGUCGCCUUCUUCCUGGCCACUUUUUGGCGGAACGACAAGAGCGGCGGGAUAUCUCUCGACACUUAUACGUAUGUCCAGAAAUUUGAAUUGAAUUGAAUUGAAAUUGUGGGAGGCGAGCGAGCGAGCGAGUGCUAAUAGUAAAUGCAUACAACCAGUCGUGGUGUGGGUACGCCCCAACUCCCAGAAUUGUCGGUGCCAAAUGACACCCCCAAUUCUAUUAUCAUUACAGACUGGCAGGAUAGUACCACUACCACCCCCAGCACUCUCGCAAAGAGGAUGGCAGCGGUCACUUCCACCGUCGGAGCCACCCAGACCCCCUCCGCCUACGCCAAUUUCCAACUCUGGACCGGCACCUUUGACAGCGUUUCCCCGCUCGUCUCCUCUUCCGGCACCUGCGGGGAUGGCACCGGCACCACUGUUCUCCAGGAAUGCGCGGAAAACGCCCGCUUCGAGGCAACCAUCGCCGAGUUCAAACCGGGCGGCUACGCCGUUGGCACCUCGCUCUGGGUGUUCCAGGAUUACAUGGUGCUUGUAGGUCGUUUCGGGGAGCAGUGGUACUACUCCGGGAACAGCACCAAGAAGAAAUACUGGCAUGCCAGCAGCAACGGCUGUGAGGUUGUUGAAAAGGCUGAGCUCUGGCUGGGGAAGGAUGGGGUAUAUGUGCUUGAGGUGUAAGUUUUACAUUUUCUCUCUUUCUCUCUCUCCUUUUCCUUUCCCUUCACCUUUUGGAGAUUUUUCGGUUGAUGGCGUUCACUUAGGAGCCACGAGUCGACAAAUGCGUGCACCCUGGAUGGCGGUAAGGCAAUGGAUCCCAAGGUCCAGGUUUGCGAAUGCACGUACCAAGGAGUGCUUGCUACCGUCACGGAAGUAGUUAAUCCACACGGAUAAACAAAUCUAGAGGGGAUGGGAUGGAGUGGGGAGGGGAGGGGAGUGGUGAGAACUCGGAAAGCCAAUUAUUAACACCUAUGAGCUCUCACACCUCUCUUUGGGGAUCUAUGUACCUACUCCUCUAGCUCUAUCCUUUUUAUCCUCCAGGGAAAGUGGGCUUAUCAUGUCUUAAGCCACACUUUCCAGGUCGUGAACUCUAGUAGCUUCAAACAAUAAAAAUGUUUAAAAUU